ACUUAUAUAAAUUCGAGUGCCUCUAUUCAUAUUUCUACUUUAGUUUUCCACAAACACCAUGAGACACGCGUGGAAGACACUUCUGCUAGUUACUUUCUUCUUCGGCAAAGGUAUCGCGAAUGAGUGCGUGCCGUACCGUAUAGACAACGACGUAAUCGCAUGUGUUUGCAAUGCAACAUAUUGCGAUGGACUACCAGAUGGUAGACCGGAAGUUCCAGAGGAAGGUAAUUCUUAUUGGUAUGUGACGAAUAAACAGGGGCUGAGAAUGAAGAUGUCAGAACUAAAAUUCGAUAGCUGCGAAAAUUUCCCUGUGGACGUAACGCUCACCAUAGAUAAUACGAAAAAGUAUCAAACGAUUUUUGGCUUCGGUGGCGCAUUUACCGAUUCUACUGGUAUAAACAUAGCAAAACUCAGCCCAGCUACUCAACUUCAAUUGAUUCGAGCAUAUUAUGAUCCAAAGGAAGGAAGCAGAUACACACUGGGUCGUAUACCUAUUGGGGCGAGCGAUUUUUCAGAAAGAUCGUAUACGUAUGACGAUACGCCCAAUGACACCACGCUUAAACACUUUUCACUUGCGAACGAGGAUUUCGAUUACAAACUACUAUAUGCGAGGAAAGCGCUUGAAUUCAAUCCCGAAAUUAAAUUCUUCAGUGCUGCAUGGACUGCUCCAUUAUGGAUGAAAAGCAACGACAACGGACUCACUUUCUUAAAAGAAGAGUAUUACCAAGUCUACGCUGACUAUCUGCUAAAGUUCCUCGAUGAAUAUAAAAACAACGGUAUUGACAUAUGGGCUAUUACGACUGGUAACGAGCCACUAACUGCCCUUAUUUUUAAAUUGCCAAAUAUCUCUAUGGGAUGGGAACCCGAAACAAUGUCUAAUUGGAUCGCUAACAACUUGGGUCCGACAUUAGCAUCGUCGCCGCACAAUAAAACACUGCUUUUCGCCUUUGAUGAAAAUAGACAGGUAUUACCCAAAUUUAUCGAACCAACGUUCCGAAAUCAAAACGCAAAGAAAUACGUUGCCGGGACAGCUGUACAUUGGUAUCAAGAUUCCAAAACUCCCGCAGAUGUAUUAGAUCAAACCCACGAUGAGUUCCCAGACAAAUUAAUUUUCAUGACCGAAGCAUCUGUAAUAGGACCUCCAAUAUGGAACACUUCGAAAGUUAAAUUGGAAGCGUGGCAUCGAGGUGAAAGAUAUAUUUUAAGCAUAAUAGAGUACAUGAACCAUUGGUCAAUUGGUUGGGUGGAUUGGAAUUUAGCUUUGGACGAAACUGGUGGACCAAACAAUAUUAAUAAUAAUAUCGACGCAGCUAUUAUCGUCAACCCGAAAACCGAUGAAUUUUAUAAACAACCUAUGUAUUAUGCUAUCAAACAUUUUAGCAGAUUCGUUGACAGAGGUUCCGUUAGAAUUUCUAUUACCGAUACCGAUACUAUCAAAUCUGCAGCCUUCGUUACACCUUCAGCGGAAAACGUCGUUGUCCUAUACAAUAGGGCUACUUCCCCAAGACACGUAGUUUUGAAGGAUGUACAGAAAGGUACACUUUGUUUAGAAUUAUCUCCGCAAUCUAUGAAUACUCUGAAAUACAAAUAGUAUGACUUCCUUACUAUAUUAUAUCAUUAUAUUAUAUAUUAUAUUAGUUCUAAUUAUAAAUCGUUAUUGUAAGAGAUAAAUCGAAUAAAAACCCAUCAGUGCAAAUAAAAAUAUUCAUGUAUAUAGUUCAA
Molecule: messenger RNA, 1722 nt
Organism: Bombus impatiens (common eastern bumble bee)
Lineage: Eukaryota; Metazoa; Arthropoda; Insecta; Hymenoptera; Apidae
Product: lysosomal acid glucosylceramidase
Exons: 7
Coding region: 59-1591 (510 amino acids)
Biological process (GO): glucosylceramide catabolic process
Molecular function (GO): glucosylceramidase activity
Source: RefSeq, a predicted model, not a curated record